GACAACUGACAGUAGCUGUUCAGAUGUGUAUGGUGUGUGAAGGCAGUCAGAUCUCUCCUCUCUGUAUCUAGAUCCCUCUGCACCACCAUGAUCAACACUUACCAGACCAGCAUGCCUCCGCCACCUAUUCCCCCACGGCUAGGCUCUGUCAUGUCGGCACCAGGACCAGGCCACAGCAAACCUCUCCUCAGGUUUCUCAUUGGCAUGAUAGUGCUUCAAAUGGUUCUGCUACUGGGGGGAUUCGCCUACCUGUACCACACGGACAACAAGUAUCACAAGGACCUUGACAGCAAGUACCUGGAUGAUAUGAUCAUCCUGAAGAGACUUGAAGAGUGUGAGAAAGACAUCCAGUCAGUGCUGGACUGUAAGAAGCUUGUGGAGAAAUACAAAAGCAUCCUGGCAAAGGUCUCACAAGAGGAAGGAAGAGCUGCUAAAAUCACUGGGGAUGGGCCCUCGUAUGGAGCCAUGGCACGCAUGAUAGUAAAGCAACCAGUUUCUGGUACGCCCCCAACAAAGUAUCUGGAGUGGAACAUAGGCCACUCAGUGCGGAAGAACGUCCAGUACUACAUGUCCAGCUGGCUGAAGGUGCUGCAGCCUGGAGACUACAACAUCUACUCCCAGGUGGCUUUCUCCAAAUGGCACCCCAAAACCCCUCUGGCCAGCCGGGUGAAGCUGAGGAAGGGGGAGACGGGAGAGGAGAAAGACCUGAUGACAGCCUACUGCAGCCUGGGGGACCAGGAUCAUACAGACGUAUGUACAGCUUUCCAGGGAGGAGUGUUCAGUCUGGAGCCAGACGAUCAGCUUAGUGUGUGGGUGACGGACCCCAGCCUAGUCAACUAUGAGGAGGGGACUACCACCUUUGGAUUGUACAAGCUGUAGGCUGGUCAUCACAAUGGACAUUGCCUACAGUAUGGAGAUGAUGGACUACGUUACUUUGGAUUGGGCCUGUUUUUGGAGCGAUGAAUGGAAUCCAGGCCAUGUGAGUGGUUGGAGUGGGACAGGACUGAAUACAAAUCUCCUAAAUGGAUCUAAACAUGGACUAGACCAGUGGUUGCCUAACUUUUUAUAGUUCCAUACCGCUUCAAACAUUCAACCUCCAGCUGCGUACCCCCUCUAGCACCAGGGUCAGCGCACUCUCCCCCCCAAAAUUUUGCCAUCAUUCUAAGCCUGCCACACACGAUACAUUUAUUAAACAUAGGAAUUAGAAAUCUGGCAGUGGCUUCUGAUUAAAUUACGUUUUCACAGAACUGCUUGCUGCAAUUUCGAUGAGGCUCU
Messenger RNA from Oncorhynchus kisutch (coho salmon), 1275 nucleotides. Its product is annotated as CD40 ligand. Bases 88 to 879 code for a protein of 263 amino acids. The record is from RefSeq and is a predicted model, not a curated record. The transcript has 5 exons. Gene Ontology annotation, biological process: immune response. NCBI's taxonomy places the organism in Eukaryota, Metazoa, Chordata, Actinopteri, Salmoniformes, Salmonidae. Gene Ontology annotation, molecular function: tumor necrosis factor receptor binding. Gene Ontology annotation, cellular component: membrane.